UCAAACAUUUCAAACACCUUGGUUUCUCUCGAACCCUCUUCAAUUUCCUAUCCUUUUUUCAUGUGUCACAUUAUCAGAAGAAGAAACCAUAACCAAACUCUCUUCUGUAAUCAAUUAAUGGAGACUAAUACAAGCUCUGAACUCCCUCCUGGCUUUAGAUUUCACCCAACAGAUGAAGAACUAAUUGUGCAUUACCUUUGUAAUCAAGCCACUUCAAAGCCUUGCCCUGCAUCUAUCAUUCCAGAAGUUGAUAUCUAUAAAUUUGAUCCAUGGGAAUUGCCUGAUAAAUCUGAGUUUGGAGAGAAUGAAUGGUAUUUCUUUAGCCCAAGAGAAAGAAAGUACCCAAAUGGGGUGAGGCCUAACAGAGCAACUUUAUCUGGAUAUUGGAAAGCUACUGGCACAGACAAGGCAAUCAAUAGUGGAUCAAAGCAAAUUGGGGUGAAGAAAUCUUUAGUCUUUUACAAGGGUAGGCCACCAAAGGGUAUCAAAACUAAUUGGAUUAUGCACGAGUACAGAUUGAUUGGAUCUCAAAAACAAACUAGCAAGCAUAUUGGAUCCAUGAGACUAGAUGACUGGGUUUUGUGCAGAAUCUAUAAGAAGAAACAAAUGGGAAAAACAUUGCAGCAAAAGGAGGAGUAUUCAACACUUCAGUUUAAUGAUUCUACAAUUACAAAUAAUGAUGGUGAACAAGAAAUGAUGAACAUGAACCUUCCAAGGACUUGUUCUCUUACCUAUCUAUUGGAUAUGAAUCACUUUGGUCCAAUCUUAUGUGAUGGCUCAACCUUUGAUUUUCAAAUACACAAUUCCAAUACUGGAAUAGACUCUUUUUUAAAACCUCAGCCAGUUGAAAUCAAUAACUAUUAUGAAGCAGAUUCACAGAGUACCAUCACCAAUCAGCCAAUAUUUGUGAAACAAAUGCAUAAUUAUUUAGGAUAACAAUUUAGAUUCUCUAGAUAUGUCAAUAAUGUUCAUUCAUUAGAUCAUCGCACCAACAACUCGUGCUAGACCCGGGUGGUACUAUGUCAAAUAUUUGUUUUGUUAUACAAUAAAAUGAAUUUUCAUUUUCAAA
Molecule: messenger RNA, 1069 nt
Organism: Trifolium pratense (red clover)
Lineage: Eukaryota; Viridiplantae; Streptophyta; Magnoliopsida; Fabales; Fabaceae
Product: NAC transcription factor 29-like
Exons: 3
Coding region: 61-936 (291 amino acids)
Biological process (GO): regulation of DNA-templated transcription
Molecular function (GO): DNA binding
Source: RefSeq, a predicted model, not a curated record